CGUACGUUAGUGAUAGCAGUGAUAGAGACGAAUGUUGCGCACAGUGGCCCAGACUGACAGCUGGAAGAACGCGAAAUAGGAGUAGAAGAUCAUGUAAGGACACUUCGGCCAGAGGAACAUAACAAUUUACGAGCAGACGAGCUGCUAAUAAUACAUUAGAAGAGUUGACAGAAUAGGCAGAAGAAAGCAGAGCAGCGGGGGAGGUGUUGGGAGAACCAGAGGCGGAAUGACACGACCUCCAAAUAAUGACAACCUUAUGACCUAUAAGUUGGUUGUGGUUGGAGAUGGAGGAGUUGGAAAGAGUGCUCUCACCAUACAGUUCUUUCAGAAGUUAUUUGUCGCUGACUAUGAUCCUACUAUUGAAGACAGUUACAUUCAACAUACAGAGGUAGACAAGCAAUGGUGCAUCUUGGAUGUGUUAGAUACAGCUGGUCAAGAAGAAUUCAGUGCCAUGCGUGAACAAUAUAUGCGCAAGGGUGAUGGGUUUUUAUUAGUAUAUUCUGUGACUGACAAACAAUCUUAUGAGAAUAUCAUGAAUUUUUAUACCCAAAUACUUAGGGUAAAAGAUAGAGAUGUAUAUCCCAUGCUGUUGGUAGCCAACAAAGUUGAUUUAGUACAUUUGAGAAAAGUCACAGAGGAACAGGGAAGGGAGUUGGCUCAUCGGUUGGGUAUACCUUAUAUUGAAACCUCUGCCAAAGAUCCGCCGUUAAAUGUAGAUGCAGCAUUCCAUGAGGUUGUUCGUAUUAUCAGAAACCAACCUCCAGCCGAGUUGGAGAAAAAUCGGAGGAAACGAAGACGUUCAACAAAAUGUAAUCUUUUAUAAAGCUCGAGAAUUUAUUGACCGAGUGUUAGGGAUCGCGUAAUCAUUACGCACUUUUUUAAAGGGUCGCUUUUGUCAUAAAAGUGAUACGCACCUGCCAACAAAAAAGUGGGUCUUUGUCCUCCAUCGCGUAUGUUUAGGUACAUAUAACUUGGAAAUUUUUCACUUUUUUUUUAUUCACUUAUGUGUUAUCUAAUAAACAAUGAAUAUCGGUCCCACUCGUGUAAAAUAAGUGUACAAAAUAGUAACGAUAAGGCAAACGAAAAGAUGACGAUGUUACGUGUAUCUCCGAAACGCAAAUCUAGAUUUUCUAAAAAAUCAGCAUCAGUUAAGACUUGGGAGAUCGAAAAUAAUUUGUCGGAGAUAAUAUUGACUGUUCAUCAUCACGAUAAUAUGAGACCACGUCUCAGUACGCGUGUACACAUCAAUUUUUUACCAUCGAUGAAACACUAUGGAAUUGAGCGUUUUUUAUUGCACAAUGCAUAAUUCUAUAGAAAUCUUUUUACUUCCUCACGUAAUAAGAUCCUGUCAUGAAAUGACUAUAAUGGUUUCUUAUACAAUUGACUCCUGUUUUAAAUAGCGUAAAAAGAAAUAGCUUCAAGCAUUUUUACUUAUUUUAUUUCAGUUCAAAUGACUUUCCCCCUUGUUUCCUAAGUCCUUCAUGUCUUUUGAAAGAACAACAAGACUAAAAUAUGCCUUUUGGUUCAACAUUUCUUUUUACAUUUUAUCUUUCCCUUAAUCUUCACGCGAAGCGUUUUUUAUUCAAGUCGUUUUUUUGUAAAUGUAAAUAUCAUUUAAGAAAAAUUAAUUCUUUGAAUAGACAACGAGUUUCUCUUUCGUCAGUAAAUACGAGUAUGUAUUAGGUAUUUGGAGCCUAAUGAGUAAUUAAUAUUCUGAAUGAAGAAUGAAGUAUUCCACAUUUGGCAGUAUUGCCUUUGCUAUUAGACUAUUGGCUUUCGUAUAUACUGAGGUCUGAUGUAAAACAUCGGUCGUGUUCGAAUUUUCCAUGAAAUAUUGUACGCAUUAAUUUUAGCCAGUGAAAGUGAUGGUCGGUCAGUCGUUUAUUAGAUAAUUUAUUUCUAAUACCGUGUAAUGCGUGCAGUGUAUUGCGUUUUAGAAAACUUUUUAUUAACGUCAUGAUAUUAUACAGUAUCUUUGUUUUCGUCGAUUAAUCUGUAGAUUCGAAAUAUUUGUAUGUGCUUUGUCGAAUGCGGUGCGUGUACUUUUGAUUAUGUCAGAUGUUUUUAUAAAUGUUAAGAAAGAUUAUGCCACGGCCUAUCUUACAAUUAGUAUUUAAACGUGACAGGAGGCGUACAAAUAAGAUGCGCUCUAAUUACGUGUGCAAACGAAACUUAAUGUUAUAUGUGGAUGCAACUAUCAACCAGUAGACUAUUUUUUGUGCUUAUACAGAGUUCAGAUGUUACAAUCUGUGGCACGCGAUAUUCUUAGUCUUAUACCUUCUACGUACUCGUACGUACGGUAUACGUAAACUUGUGUAAGAUUAUAAUCAGAGUGAGAAGAGUACGACGCGAAUAUGACGUUCUCAUUUAAUUGUUUAACUCGAUAUACGAUUAUCGAACUGUGAGUAUUCAUUUGCGCUUUCAACUUUCUUUUCAAAAGGAUUAGCGCGCAACUCGAAAAGUGCAUUUGCGACAUACAUAUAAUUGUUCGCUGCACAUACGUUAGCGAAAAAUGCGCGCGUUAUUUGUAAUGCACAAAAAAAAAACAGGCCAGAGAAGAGCACUUUAUUGUUCAAUUGAGUUAAAGUUUAUUUAAAAAUAUUUUUUAUACGAAAGCGAUAUGAAUUUUUCUAUGAUUGAAGACGGUGAACGUUAAAAGUUAACUCUUUAUUUCAGCUAUUCGAUCAGCAUAUUAGGGUAUGUUUUAGUGUACGUAUAAAGUGCUUCUCCUAUGCGUAGGAACGGUGCGAAACUGAAUAGUGAUCAGUAAUUAUGUAUGUAUCAUGAUACGUACGUGAGUGUACGUAUCAGGUGUACACAAACUACAAACGUCUCGGCGCCACCGAUUAAUUCUAACAGUGAAACAUAUUUGCCUUGAGAUAAAAAUAAUCUAUAUUAUAAUCGGUGAAGGCCAACGAAGGAAUCUGGGUAGUUGCCACACGUUAAAAGUCCACUUCGACAGUCUUUAAUAAUAAAAUGGAAAUAUCUUAACGCGUAUUUUAUGACCAGUUGUACAGAGUCGAGUUUAAUAGCAUUCUUCGUUGGAAGAUCGCAGAGAUGAUCUUUUCUUCAAAGCGCAACGAACGAUAUUAGGCAGUUUUGUUCAUCGACGAUAAAUAGAUUCGGUAAAUUGAGAGCGUUAUUUUAGCUAAUCUAUUCUCUCGGAUUCAGGCGAAGCUCAAUCCAUGGUUUGAAAUUGCGCUGCGCGAACGAAUGAUCGUACAAAUUUUGCCCAAAUAUUUAUACUACGCUACAAAGUUAUCGAUUCUAUCACGACGAGUUCAACGUGAGAUGUUCGUGAACGGGUGUUGUUCUGCAUAAAAUUUGCACAACUUGUACAUUAACUGUAUUAUGCGUCCACGAAAUCUAUCGACCGCGCGUGUGGGUAGCCGAUUUGAUUUCUACAACGUACAGCUGUAUCUAUUGUUCACGCGGAUACAAACACGGGUCGACGAUUCCCUCGGAAGGUGAAACAGAUCGCUGCUUCGUUUAAUGCCCCCGUACAUUCGACGGUAGAUGUUAACAUCAUAAACAAAACGUGGACCAUCUAUUUAAGCCGAGCGAUUGAAAAUUUUUACGUUCCAAUUACGGUAUCACGAAAGAGAUGUUGCGAUCAACCCAAUUAAAAUUAAUCGAACGACGCUCCAAUGUUUUUUAGCGAACGCGAUGGAACUUGAUUAUUUCGUUUCGUGAAUACCUUUUACUUUUUCCAUAUCGCACGCGACGUGAUUAGAAGACUUCCGCAUUGAGGAACGGAUAGAUACAUUAGUAUCGAAAGGAUUUGUUGCAGCGAUUGAGAGAUAAGAGAGAAGAUAAGAGCGAGAAGAAUUUAUGUAUAAGCUCGUGCAUAUUAUUGUGCGAAGAUUUUUAGACACUCAGGAUUUUAGCGUUCCUCGCAUGUUGUAAUAAUCUGUAACAAAACCGCGUACGUUUUUUAUCGCCGUCCAUGAGAGAGGAUUGUGAAAGGACAAAGGGAAACAGAAGCUCAUGCACCUGUGGUUACAUAUGCAAGACACGACAAUUAGUAGCGACCACGAAUACCGCAUAUUGAACCGAACUUCAGCCCUGGGACGAACGAAGCAAAAGUACUUCGCGUCCCAACGUUGAGGAGAGAGAUAGAAAUCGGUAUGCAGCUUCGAAGCUCGUACGGUUAGUGUCGCGAAACUUUUAGAAAAUAUAUAGAAGGCAGACAGGCCGAAAGAUUAUCUGUAAAAUAGUCAAUACGUUGAAUCAUUGUGAUACUGAAGUCAAGAUAUUAGGGGAGUAUCUAAUGAAUGCUGUGGUUGUGCGAGCCAUCGAAGUCAGUCGAGAUACGGAUCAGUGCACGUUCCUUUUACCCGGCAAACGGUGGGAAAGAAACAUUUUCGGGUAGAUUUCAAUUGGAGAACGGACACGCGCUAAAGUUCAUUGCACGGACGAACGAGCAACGAUAUUUGUUAAUUGAAUUAUCGUUAUCCAACCAAACGUAACGAAACGGAAAAUUCGGAACUUCCUGACUUCGCCCUCGUUUCCUCCCAGUAUUUACUAAGUUCGAAUGCCGCACAUCAAUGUAGCUAAUAUAACCGGUAUCGUUAAUUCUUCAACGGAGGGAAAAGGAAAUAGUUAUAUUACGACGCACAGAAAACAAUGAACUACGCAUAAUAAGAGAGUAAUAAGUUUCAAGAUGGUGUAUGAUCGUUUCCACCGUUCUUGUCCUAUAUAAAUAACGACGAAGAAUAAAAAAAAAUAUAUAUAUAUAUAUUUUGAAAAAGAAUGAAUAACGAAAAAUUUCCCCCUUGUUGAUAAUUGUACGCGGGAGAUGCCGACGAAAAUACAUAUUAUUGUAUAUGUGUAAAACAAAACAGAUAUGCAUAUGUGCUACUUACAUGUACAUCUGUGAACGCGUUUCUCUGUAUGCGUAUAUCUGUACGCGAUGUGACCGUAUAUAUAUUUUUUUUGUUGGACGUAUGCGUGUGUGUGCGUGCAACGUGAGCGUGUCAUUACUUGUGCAGGUCACUGUAUGGAGUAAACAAUUGAUAAUAAAUUAUGGACACGUGUUUACAAAAAAAAUAA
Ceratina calcarata is the source of this 5052-nucleotide messenger RNA. Its product is annotated as ras-related protein M-Ras. Gene Ontology annotation, molecular function: GTPase activity; GTP binding. The transcript is spliced from 5 exons. Gene Ontology annotation, biological process: signal transduction. The record is from RefSeq and is a predicted model, not a curated record. Gene Ontology annotation, cellular component: membrane. The coding region runs from base 227 to 823 and encodes 198 amino acids. NCBI's taxonomy places the organism in Eukaryota, Metazoa, Arthropoda, Insecta, Hymenoptera, Apidae.